Molecule: messenger RNA, 3141 nt
Organism: Drosophila subobscura
Lineage: Eukaryota; Metazoa; Arthropoda; Insecta; Diptera; Drosophilidae
Gene: singed
Product: protein singed
Exons: 6
Coding region: 633-2207 (524 amino acids)
Biological process (GO): cell migration; actin filament bundle assembly; establishment or maintenance of cell polarity
Cellular component (GO): actin cytoskeleton; cytoplasm
Molecular function (GO): protein-macromolecule adaptor activity; actin filament binding
Source: RefSeq, a predicted model, not a curated record
CGGGUUUCAUUUCAAGUUCAAAGCAAGUCGUGAGCGUUUCCAAUACGGAGCUUCCAUUGUGUUGCGCGCAUGCGUCCCUCUCUCUCAGUCAAUUUGAAAUCGUGAAAAUCCUUCUGCCAUACCACCAACACACACGCACAUAAACGCGCAGACACUUACAUACGCAGCAUCGACAAUUCUGUCACUGCGAAGAAAAAGCAAAUUAAUAAAUAAACGCUGCCUGUGAUUUGUUUACGUUUUUUUCUUGAUUUUUUGUAUUGUGCGAGUGUGAGCUCACGAAUCCGUAGAGACAACAGCCUGGAAGUGAAUAAAUAAGAAGAAGGGUGUGGACAGACAGACACAAACGCAGGAACGCACGAAAAGUCCCACACACACAUACAAACGGAACACACACGCGCAAGCAGACCGACCGGCAAAAAGCAGCCGAAAAAGAGAAACGACAAAGAGAGUGCAAAAAAUAGAAAAGGUCGCGCGGUGCCGGCUCUUUCCCCCCAAGGAUAAUCGAAUCAAGCAAAUCGGUAACAAGUCGGUAAUUAAGCCGGAAUCAAGAUCAUCAGAUCAACAGCCAGGAGGAGACCAGCCAGGAGCCACAAAGAAAGCAUCGACGACGACGACGACGGCGGUCUAACCACAUGGCACCAAUAAGCACCAUGAACAGCCAGAGCCUGGUCCAGGGUCAGGUCUGUGAGCUGGGCCACAGCAACGGGGACAUCAUAUCACAGAAUCAACAGAAGGGCUGGUGGACCAUCGGUCUGAUCAAUGGCCAGCACAAGUACAUGACUGCCGAGACUUUUGGCUUCAAGUUGAAUGCGAAUGGAGCCAGUCUGAAGAAGAAGCAGCUGUGGACCCUCGAACCCUCCAACACCGGUGAAAGUAUUAUCUACUUACGAUCUCAUCUGAACAAGUACCUAUCGGUCGAUCAGUUUGGCAAUGUGCUGUGCGAGAGCGAGGAGCGGGAUGCGGGCAGCCGUUUCCAGAUCAGCAUCAGUGAGGAUGGCAGCGGCCGUUGGGCGCUGAAGAACGAAUCGCGCGGCUACUUUCUGGGCGGCACGCCCGACAAACUUGUCUGCACGGCCAAGACGCCCGGUGGCGGUGAGUUCUGGACGGUCCAUUUGGCCGCACGGCCGCAGGUGAAUCUGCGCUCGAUUGGACGCAAGCGGUUCGCACAUCUGUCCGAGUCGCAGGACGAGAUCCAUGUCGAUGCCAAUAUACCGUGGGGCGAGGAUACGCUCUUUACUCUCGAGUUCCGUGCCGAUGAGGGUGGCCGCUAUGCCCUGCACACGUGCAACAAUAAAUAUCUGAAUGCCAAUGGCAAGCUGCAGGUUGUGUGCAACGACGAUUGCCUGUUCAGUGCCGAAUAUCAUGGCGGACAUUUGGCAUUGCGUGACCGCCAGGGCCAGUACUUGUCGCCCAUCGGCUCGAAGGCUGUGCUCAAGUCGCGCUCCUCGACGGUGACGCGCGACGAGCUCUUCUCGCUGGAGGACUCGCUGCCCCAGGCCUCGUUCAUUGCGGGCCUCAACUUGCGCUAUGUGAGCGUCAAGCAGGGCGUCGAUGUGACGGCCAACCAGGACGAGGUCGGCGAGAACGAGACAUUCCAGCUGGAGUACGAUUGGUCGGCGCAUCGCUGGGCCCUGCGCACCACACAGGAUCGCUACUGGUGCCUCUCCGCAGGCGGUGGCAUCCAGGCCACCGGCAAUCGUCGCUGCGCCGAUGCCUUGUUCGAGCUGAUCUGGCACGGCGAUGGCUCGCUCUCGUUCCGGGCCAACAAUGGCAAAUUUUUGGCCACCAAGCGUUCGGGCCAUCUGUUCGCCACCUCCGAGUCCAUUGAGGAGAUAGCCAAGUUCUACUUUUACUUGAUCAAUCGGCCCAUUUUGGUGCUGAAGUGCGAGCAGGGAUUCGUCGGCUAUCGCACGCCCGGCAACCUCAAGCUCGAGUGCAAUAAGGCCACGUACGAGACCAUUCUGGUGGAGCGCGCCCAGAAGGGGCUCGUUCAUUUGAAGGCGCACAGCGGCAAGUAUUGGCGCAUCGAGGGCGAGAGCAUCUCGGUGGAUGCCGAGGCGCCAAGCGAUGGCUUCUUCCUGGAGUUGCGUGAGCCGACCAGGAUCUGCAUAAGGUCGCAGCAGGGCAAAUAUUUGGGCGCCACCAAGAACGGAGCAUUCAAGUUGCUCGACGACGGCACCGACUCGGCCACCCAGUGGGAGUUCUAAGCGGAGAGAGAGCGAGCGAGCGCGAGGACGUGUUCCAUUCAGGAGGCGCAACAUCAGUAUCACAUUUCCAAACCCACGUGCUGAACGAAAGAAAGUCCAAGAAGAAGUCGCACAAGAAAUGGAUCCCAAAAAAAGGAAAAGAUUGCAAAAGGAUUCAAACGAGAAGGAGAACGAGAACGAGAACGGGAAUGGAGCGAGUGCAAGGAAGAUAAUUUACGAUCUACGUACAUAUAUACAUAUAUAUAUAUAGAGAGAGGGAUUUUUUUUAAACAAUCUAUUUAGCUUUUUAUACGUUUUAUACACAAACAACAACAACAAAAAAACAAACAGCAAUAACAAAUUUUAAGCGUAAAGAAAACAAAACAAAAAAGAAGAGAAGAGAAGAGAAAAAAGAGAAAAACUUUGGUCGCGAAUCCUUCCGUUCCACCCGAAAUAUCAGCCACUAAAUUUGAAACUCGAAAGAGCAAAACAAAAAAUCAAAAAACCACACAAAAAUCAUCAAAAGUUUGAAAAGACAUUUACAUAAUGGUUACGCAAGCACAUCAUAUAUACAACUAUAAAUAUAUAAAUAUAUAUAUUGAUAUAUUUGAUUCGUCAAAAGCUUAAAGUAAAAUAAAAAAUAUAAAAAAGGGAAUGAAGAAUGAAGAAAUACCCCCAAGAGAGAGAGUGGGCGAGGAAAAGGAAGGAAGGUAAAAAGUAAAUCAACACAUAUUCCUAUAAAUUUAUUUAUAUAUUUAUAUAUACAAUAUUGAUAUGAGCAGUAGCACUCCCCCACCACCACCCCGUACACCCGUACACCCUGAACCCUGCACCCCAGCAACCUAGCAGCCCAAACCCUAAACCUAUGCCCCACCCCAUCCAUACACACACGAAACACUUCUCAAGCAAGCAAUUUUAUUAUGCAAAACAAAAUUUGUAGACAUUAAGCAGUCCA